UUUUUUUUUUAAAAUUCCCCUCCCUCCUCUUCCAACCUCACCCCUGAGGAGGAAGAAGCAGAGGAAGGAGGCGAGAGGAAGCGAAAGACCUUAAAGAAAGAGGGCCUGGCGGGGGUUAGGCACGGCUGAGGAGGGAGUGAAUGGACGGGUGGGGCAGUGAGGAAAGAGGGGGAGGCCUUCAUCACGCCCCCACAGCUGGCAGAUAGACAGACAGGCCAUUCCUCCCCACCCCCUGUGAGGGGACUCCCACCCCAGGCUUUUGAGAAGACCCCCCCUCACAAAAAAAGGGGGAAUCUUGUCUUUUAUCCUCUUGUCUCAUUUUCCAAUAAUUUAAACCCAUUUGACGUUCAGAUUUUGGAGGGGUUUUAAUCCUAAUUUUUCUUUAAACCUAUUUUUUGGGGGGGAGGGAAGGGGAGGAAACCCUGUUUUUAUCCUCUUCUCUGAUUUUCCAGUUAUUUAAACCCAUUUGACAUUCAGAUUUUUUGGGAUUUUUAAACCUAUUUUUUCUUUAAACCUGUUUUUUUUGGGGGGGGGUGAGGGGAAUAGUGGAGACGGGUUUGGGGGGAAACGUUGUGUUCCUGUAACUGUGCUGCCCAUCUCUUGAAGCUUAUGGGUUCUUGAAGCCCAAAGCGAGUGAGGGCAUUAUCAUCCCUCUGUUUUUUGGAGCCCAAGAUUAGUGAAGGCAUUGUCACCCUUCUGCUUUUGAGAGAAGGCAGGGAUUGGUACGUGGGGGAACUUUUAAAAAUAGACAUAUAUAUAUAGUUUUACCCAAAUGGGAGAUGUAGGGCCUUGUAGGAAACUACUAGCUUGACCAUGACAUGAGGUGACGGAAGGGAGGGAAGGGGGGGGAGAAAAAGUCGAACGCCAAGAGCCAAAUAACCCUGGAAGCCUCCAGAAGUGGCCAUGGCAUCAGAAGAGGCCUCGUUACGAGCUCUGGAGAGUCUAAUGACUGAGUUUUUCCACAACGGCACAACAAACGAAAGGAAGCGCGAGAUCGAGGAGCUCCUAAAUAACUUUGCCCAGCAGAUUGGCGCUUGGAGGUUCUGCAUCUAUUUCCUGUCGAGCACGAGGAACGACUACGUCAUGAUGUACAGUUUGACAGUGUUUGAGAACCUGAUCAACAAGAUGUGGCUCGGGGUCCCUUCGCAAGAUAAGAUGGAGAUUCGCAGCUGCCUGCCCAAGCUCCUUUUGGCUCACCACAAAACUAUGCCUUACUUCAUCAGGAACAAGCUCUGCAAGGUCAUUGUGGAUAUCGGCCGGCAAGACUGGCCCAUGUUCUACCAUGACUUCUUCACCAACAUCUUGCAGUUGAUCCAGUCCCCCGUAACCACACCGCUUGGGCUGAUCAUGCUGAAGACGACGUCAGAAGAGCUGGCCUGCCCACGGGAGGAUCUCAGCAUAGCCCGGAAAGAAGAGUUGCGGAAGUUGCUCCUGGAUCAGGUCCAGACAGUCCUCAGUCUUCUUACAGGUAUCUUGGAGAGCAUCUGGGACAAAUACAGUGUUACUGCUGCCACGCCGCCACCAUCUCCGACGUCGGGAGAAAGCGGUGACCUCCUAAGUAGCCUGUUGCAGAGUCCCAGCACGGCCAAACUGCUGAACCAGCCAAUCCCUGUCCUGGACACAGAAAGCGAGUACGUCUGUUCCCUGGCCCUCGAGUGCCUGGCCCACCUCUUUAGCUGGAUUCCCCUCUCGGCGAGCAUCACCCCUUCCCUCCUCACCACCAUCUUCCACUUUGCCCGCUUUGGCUGCGACACCCGAGCCCGCAAGACUCCCUCCCUCAAUGGCAGCAGCCAGAACUCUGUCUUGGGGCCGGAGCGGGGCCGGCUUGGGGUGCUGGCCAUGUCGUGCAUCAACGAGCUGAUGUCCAAGAACUGCGUGCCGGUGGAGUUCGAAGAGUACCUGCUGCGGAUGUUCCAGCAGACGUUCUACCUCCUGCAGAAGAUCACCAAGGAGAACAACGCCCACACGGUGAAGAGGCGGCUGGAGGAACUGGACGAGAGUUACAUCGAGAAGUUUACCGAUUUCCUGCGCCUCUUUGUGAGCGUCCACUUACGGCGGAUCGAGUCCUACUCCCAGUUUCCUGUGGUUGAAUUCCUGGCCCUCCUGUUCAAAUAUACUUUUCAUCAGCCUACCCAUGAAGGUUACUUUUCCUGCUUAGACAUCUGGGCGCUCUUCUUGGAUUAUUUGACCAGCAAGAUCAAGAGUCGCCUGGCUGACAAGGAAGCAGUCCUCAACAGGUACGAAGAUGCUCUGGUUCUGCUGCUAACGGAGGUGCUGAAUCGGAUUCAGUUCAGGUACAACCAGGCCCAGUUGGAAGAACUGGACGACGAGACACUGGAUGAUGAUCAGCAGACAGAGUGGCAGCGGUACUUACGCCAGAGUUUAGAAGUUGUAGCCAAAGUUAUGGAGCUUCUGCCAACCCACGCCUUCUCUACCCUGUUUCCGGUGCUUCAGGAAAACUUGGAUGUCUAUCUGGGACUGCAACAGUUCAUUGUGACAUCAGGGACAGGUCACCGGCUGAACAUCACCGCCGAGAAUGACUGCCGGCGUCUCCACUGCUCCCUGCGAGACCUGAGCUCCCUGCUGCAGGCUGUCGGCCGCCUAGCCGAGUACUUCACCGGAGACAUGUUCGCCGCCCGGUUCCAGGAUGCUCUGACGGUCGUGGAGAGAUUAGUCAAAGUGACCCUCUACGGGUCUCAGAUCAAGCUGUACAACAUUGAAACUGCCGUGCCAUCCGUGCUGAAACCUGACCUCAUUGACAUGCAUGCCCAAUCGCUGGCUGCUCUGCAGGCGUACUGUCACUGGCUAGCCCAGUUCUACAGCGAAGUCCAUCGGCAGAACCCCGAGCAGUUCGUCUCUCUCGUCUCCACCUCCCUGGAAGCCAUCAUGCCGCUCAUCAGCUCCAAGGUGCAAGAGAAACUGCUGCUGUCGGCCUGCCACCUGCUGGUCUCCUUGGCCACUACAGUGAGGCCCGUGUUUCUGAUCGGCAUCCCAGCCAUCCAGAAGAUGUUCAACAGGAUCACAGACAGCUCUGCACAGCGCCUUCCUGAUAAGGCUCAGAUACUGGUGUGUCGAGCGCUGUCUAAUAUCCUGCUGUUGCCGUGGCCAAACCUCCCCGAGAGCGAACAGCAGUGGGCCAUCCGCUCCACCAACCAUGCCAGCCUGGUCUCCGCCCUCACCAGCAACUACCGCAGCCUGAAGUCCAGUGUGAUCUUGCCUCAGAGGAAGGCGCAGCAGGACGACACCAAGGUGGUGAUCCAUCAGACGCUCAGCGUCUUGGAAGACAUCGUAGAGAGCAUCUCCGGAGAAGCCACCAAGUCCCGCCAGAUCUGUUACCAGUCGCUGCAGGAGUCCGUGCAGGUCUCACUAGCUCUCUUCCCCGCCUUCAUUCACCAGUCAGACGUGACAGACAAGAUGCUGAGCUUCUUCCUCACCCUCUUCCAAGGGCUGCGGGUGCAGAUGGGCGUGCCUUUCACCGAGCAGGUCAUCCAGACGUUCCUCAACAUGUUCACCAGAGAGCAGCUGGCGGAGAGCAUCCUCCACGACGGGAGCACCGGCUGCCGAGUGGUGGAGAAGUUCCUGAAGAUCCUCCAGGUGGUGGUCCAGGAGCCGGGGCAGGUCUUCAAGCCCUUCCUGCCCAGCAUCAUCUCGCUCUCCAUGGAACAGGUCUACCCAAUCGUGGCGGAGCGAUCCUCCCCAGAUGUGAAAGCGGAACUCUUUGAGCUGCUCUUUCGGGUCCUGCACCACAACUGGCGGCACUUCUUCAAGUCCAGUGUCCUGGCCAGCGUCCAGAGAGGGGUGACUGACGAGCAGAUGGACAACGAGCCACAAUUCAGUGCCAUCAUGCAGGCUUUCGGCCAGUCCUUCCUGCAACCCGAUAUCCAUCUGUUCAAGCAGAACCUGUUCUAUCUGGAGACGCUGAACACAAAGCAGAAGCUCUACCACAAGAAGAUCUUCCGGACGACCAUGCUGUUCCAGUUUGUGAACGUGCUGCUCCAGGUCCUGGUCCACAAGUCCCACGACCUCUUGCAAGAGGAAAUCGGCAUCGCUGUCUACAACAUGGCCUCUGUGGACUUUGACGGUUUCUACUCGGCCUUCCUGCCUGAGUUCUUGGCCAGCUGCGAAGGCGUCGAUGCCAACCAGAAAAGCGUCCUCGGAAGGAACUUCAAAAUGGACAGGGACCUGCCCUCCUUCACCCAGAACGUGCACAGGCUGGUGAACGACCUCCGCUACUACCGGCUCUGCAACGACAGCUUGCCCCCAGGGACCGUGAAGCUAUAGUCUUCGGCGCGAGGACUCGGGCUCCUGCCGGCCAGCGUCGAGAGCAGGCCUGUCCUCUUCAUGGCACUGCCGCCUCUGCUUCCAGAGGCCGCCGGUCCCCGCAAGGAAGCAGCAGCAUCUUGCCGCGCACUGGAGCCACAUGCCGCGCACACGACACACCCCCUUCCUCGACCUCCCCACACCUCUUUCCGGGUUCUCCCCGCGGCUCAGUCGGCAGCUCCCUUUUUUCCUGCAGGGAGCGUCUUAAGGCCAACCGCAGGCCAGGCCGUUGCUCCUGCUGGGCGUUCUUGUCUUAAUCCCCCACGCAGGGUCUGGUGGUGCCACCGGCAGGUUUCGACAACCGGCGUCAAUCAUGAGACAGAAAGGCCAAAGACUACUUCGGAUGUUCCCACCUUCAUGUCAUUCCGCCUGCCUUCCUUCUCCCUUCCCUGGCCGUUGGGAGAGGAAAUCCUUCCCCACCCCCACUCCCUUCACCCCCAUGUUGGUUUUUAAAUUGCCUUGAAGCCCCCUCUGCCGUCAGUGGAGGGUUACAGAGAGACUUUUGAGUUUUUUUUAAAUAUACAUUUUUUUUUCUCAUCAUUCCAUUGUGAUACUAAAAUGUGCUUAAUGGAAAUAAAAAGUGCUUACUUUGUUGUUUUAAA
Heteronotia binoei (common prickly gecko) is the source of this 4922-nucleotide messenger RNA. RefSeq names its product exportin 6 (gene XPO6). The transcript has 24 exons. Gene Ontology annotation, molecular function: nuclear export signal receptor activity; small GTPase binding. The coding region runs from base 904 to 4281 and encodes 1125 amino acids. The record is from RefSeq and is a predicted model, not a curated record. NCBI's taxonomy places the organism in Eukaryota, Metazoa, Chordata, Lepidosauria, Squamata, Gekkonidae. Gene Ontology annotation, biological process: protein export from nucleus.